This is a messenger RNA of Amaranthus tricolor (Joseph's coat), 841 nucleotides long. RefSeq names its product 60S ribosomal protein L23A-like. The transcript is spliced from 4 exons. The record is from RefSeq and is a predicted model, not a curated record. NCBI's taxonomy places the organism in Eukaryota, Viridiplantae, Streptophyta, Magnoliopsida, Caryophyllales, Amaranthaceae. Bases 89 to 550 code for a protein of 153 amino acids. Gene Ontology annotation, molecular function: structural constituent of ribosome; rRNA binding. Gene Ontology annotation, biological process: translation; ribosomal large subunit assembly. Gene Ontology annotation, cellular component: ribosome; cytosolic large ribosomal subunit.
CAAAAUCUCACUCAUUUCUCAAAACCCUAAUUGCUCUGCAGCUACGACUUUCUCUCUCUUCUUUCAGGUGUGACGAUUUGCAGCAUCAAUGGCGCCUCCUAAAGAUGGUAAGAAAAGUGAUCCCAAGGCACAAGCUUUGAAAGCUGCAAAAGCUGUGAAAUCCGGAGCUUCUACCUUGAAGAAGAAGGCCAAGAAGAUCAGGACCAAAGUUACUUUUCAUCGGCCAAAGACAUUGAAGACAGACAGGAACCCCAAGUACCCUCGCAUCAGUGCACCACCAAGACAUAAGUUGGAUCAUUACCAGAUACUCAAAUACCCCUUGACUACUGAGUCUGCAAUGAAGAAAAUUGAAGACAACAACACGUUGGUUUUCAUCGUUGACAUUCGUGCAGACAAGAAGAAGAUUAAGGACUCUGUCAAGAAGAUGUACGACAUCCAGGCCAAAAAAGUGAAUACCUUGAUCAGGCCCGAUGGCACCAAGAAGGCCUACGUUCGGUUGACACCCGAUUAUGAUGCACUGGAUGUGGCAAACAAGAUUGGUAUCAUAUAAGCUGUGUGCCAUCUUUGUUUUUUAUGCUUAUGAUCACUUUUGAGUUUUUUUGAUAGGAAACAGCCAAAGCUAAAUAGAAAAACGUCUUUUCCGUUCGGUAUUUGAUUGCUUUGAAGCUUGAGUUUUAGUUUUAGUAUUAUCAUUAUGUGCUCUUUUGAGUAUGUUUUUAAACUUUUUAAUGUUUAUUGGAACUUUGGAAGCUCCUCUUGGUAUCCAACCAUGUGGUUUCUUCGACUCGUUAGAGAUAUUUAUCUCUUUAGUUGAUUUUGAUGAUAAACUCGUUCCCAUAAA